Molecule: messenger RNA, 1641 nt
Organism: Pichia kudriavzevii
Lineage: Eukaryota; Fungi; Ascomycota; Pichiomycetes; Pichiales; Pichiaceae
Exons: 1
Coding region: 1-1641 (546 amino acids)
Biological process (GO): pseudouridine synthesis
Molecular function (GO): RNA binding; pseudouridine synthase activity
Source: RefSeq, a predicted model, not a curated record
AUGCACUUUUGGAGACGAUACUGCCACACAAUGACAAAAAAAAGAGGUGCAGUGCCACUCGUUGAUGCGAAUGGAUUUAAGGUUCGUCGUGUGGAUUCUCCCAAGUGUGAAACCGACUCUAAAGAUGAAGAACAAGUCAUCGAGUAUCAGAUCGAUGGACCGUUAAGAAGAGUGUGUCCCUACUUUUAUACUUACAAGACUUUCUGUAAGCUACGUUGGAGAGACAGGACAUUGUUGGACAUUUUUGCGAAUGAAUUCCGGUUAUAUCCAGAGUCAUAUUACUUGAAAGCUCUAGAGACAGGAGCAGUUUUGGUGAAUGGUGAGAAGAGUACCAAAGACACCAUAGUGAAAAACGGUGAUCUCAUUACUCAUAGAAUCCAUAGACAUGAACCACCAGUUAGUGGGAAACCAAUAAAAAUUGUCUAUCAGGAUGAUGAAAUUGUUGUCAUUGAUAAACCAAGCGGAAUACCUGUCCACCCAACAGGAAGGUACAGAUACAAUUCGAUAACUGCAAUUUUAGAAGCAGAGCAUGGCCUCAAGGUCCAUCCAUGCAACAGACUAGACAGGUUAACCAGUGGCUUGAUGUUCCUGGGAAAAACCGCUAAAGCAGCGGAGAAAAUGGUUGACCAAAUAAAAAAUAGAGAGGUCAGUAAGGAAUAUAUAGCUAAAGUGGUUGGUGAAUUCCCCAUUGAAGAACUUGUGGUUGAUAAGCCACUGUGCACCUAUGAUCCAAGGGUUUCGUUAAACAUUAUAGAUGAAGAAAAAGGCAAAGAAGCUAAGACUACUUUCAAAAGAAUCAGCUACGAUGGUGAGCAUUCUAUUGUGUUAUGUAAACCACAUACUGGUAGGACGCACCAAAUAAGAGUUCACUUGCAAUACCUGGGGCAUCCUAUCAUAAAUGAUCCCAUAUAUUCUUCACCUAGCGUCUGGGGGCGUAAUCUGGGCAAAAACUGUGAGUUUGAUAUUGAAUCUGUUGUUGCCAAACUGGAAAGUGUUGGUAAAACCACCCAAACUUCAAGUUAUCUGAGAGAGAGUACCAAGAGUGGUGAAAUAUGGAAUGGGAAAGAAUGUACCACGUGUACACAGAAACUAUACAGCGAUCCAGAUGCUGCUGAUUUGGAGUUGUACCUCCAUGCAUAUAAAUAUUCGAGUGCAGAUUGGUCGUAUGAAACAUCGUUCCCCGAUUGGGCACAAGAGCAUCCUAAGAAGUAUAUGCAGUUAGCAAUAGAAGAAGCAGACAAAUGUGAACCUUCCACCACAGCAUUUUCUGUUGGUGCAGUACUGGUAAAUGGCGGUAAAGUGCUAGAAACGGGAUACUCGAGAGAACUACCAGGAAAUACUCAUGCAGAGCAAUGUGCAAUGGAGAAAUACUUGCAGAAGCAAAAAUCCUUGCCUAGAGGCACCGAGCUUUAUACGACAAUGGAACCAUGUUCCUUGCGGCUAAGCGGGAAUAAGCCGUGUUUAGAUAGAAUCAUUGACCAGCAUGGUGCCAUUUCCACUGUUUAUGUAGGCAUUAUGGAACCCUCCACUUUUGUUGCCAAGAACGUAAGCAAGGAGAAGCUAGACAAUGCUGGUAUCAACUACAUCAAAGUCGACGGGUUUGAGGAUGAGGCUACUAGAAUUGCUACAAAAGGACAUUAA